AUGGCUUCAUUUAUCUUUUCCACCGUUCCCUCAGCCACCGAAGUCACCACCAACAACUUCUCCCAUUCCUCGAUAUUUUCCGAAACUUCCUCUCACCGAUUCAAAUAUACUCAUGAAAACCAAACCCAUCGUUUCAAAGUCUCAUGCAACACAACCUCAGACGACAAAUAUGAUACACUGCAAACAUCACUUGACAAGAAGAAUGUAGACCGGAGAAACUUGCUUCUGGGGCUCGGUGGAACUCUCUACGGUGCCGCCAACUUGACCUUCCUCCCGUCCGCCUUCUCGGUUCCCAUUGCUGCUCCCAAUGUUUCAGACUGUGCUAUUGCCAGUAAAGGUAUACACAACAUCAAAGAUGCUGUAAGGGGGGUAGCUUGUUGCCCACCAGUACUGACACUAAAUUCCCCAAAAGAUUACGUCUUCCCAAAGGAGACCGCUGUUCGUAUCCGUCCGGCAGCACAAAGAGCCUCUGACGAUUACAUUGACAAGUAUAAAGCAGCAAUGAAGGCCAUGAGGGAUCUCCCAGAUGACCACCCACACAGUUUCAAGCAACAAGCUAAGAUCCAUUGCGCUUAUUGCAAUGGCUCUUACACUCAAAAAGAGAGUGGUAAGGAAUAUGAAAACAUCACACUCCAGAUUCAUAACUCGUGGCUCUUCUUUCCUUUCCACCGGUGGUACCUCUAUUUCUACGAGAGGAUAUUGGGAAAGUUGAUUGAUGAACCAAGUUUCGCGAUACCAUACUGGAAUUGGGACAACCCCACCGGAAUGAUAAUCCCUGACUUGUUUGAAAAACCCAUCCAAGUAAGGGAACGCAAAGAAAACCCCGUCUUUGACGCUUACAGGGAUGCUAGACACCUCCCACCAGCUCUGGUUGAUAUCGAUUAUAACGGUGAAGACCGUGGCGUUUCAUGUAUAGACCAAAUAACAAUUAAUUUGUCUGCAAUGUAUAAGCAGAUGAUCAGUAAUGCUAGUGACCCAACAAGCUUCUUUGGUGGCAGAUACGUCGCUGGGAUGGACCACGACGACAAAAAUAGUCAUGGAAGUCCAUCGGUUGGCUCCAUAGAAGCUGGUUGUCACACAGCGGUGCACCGAUGGGUGGCUGAUCCUCGGAUGCCGAACAAUGAGGACAUGGGAAACUUCUACUCCGCAGGGUAUGAUCCUAUCUUUUAUGCUCACCACGCCAAUGUUGACCGGAUGUGGAAAAUCUGGAAAGAGUUGGGUAUCAGGGGACACCGUGAACCAACCGACAAGGACUGGCUAGAUGCAUCAUACGUGUUUUACGAUGAGAAUGAAGAACUUGUACGUGUCUACAACCGAGACUGUGUGGAUUUGAAUAAGCUUAACUACGACUAUGAAACAUCCCGUAUCCCGUGGGCCAGAAAUCGGCCGAUCCCACGUGCUAAGAAUCCUCAAAUUGCAAAAAGGUCGGCUCGAAUGGGGAGGGGGUUCCACGACGUGCAAUUUCCGGUGAAGUUAGACGGGAUAGUAAAGGUGCUAGUGAAAAGACCUUAUGCAAACAGGACUAAGGAGGAGAAGGAGAACGCAAAUGAGAUAUUGAUGUUGAAUGGAAUUUGUUUUGAUAGCGAGAAGUUUGUCAAGUUUGAUGUGUAUGUGGAUGACAAGGACGAUGAACCAGAAACCACUGCGGCUGAUAGCGAGUUUGCAGGUAGCUUUGCGCAGUUGCCUCACCAUCAAUCAGGUGACAAGAUGUUCAUGACAAGUGCCGCGAGAUUCGGGUUAACAGAGUUGUUGGAGGACAUUGAAGCUGAAGAUGAUGACUCUAUUAUGGUGACUUUGGUUCCUAGGACAGGGUCCGAUGAUAUCACAAUUUCAGAGAUCAAGAUUGAGCUGGUCCCCAUCGUUUGA
This is a messenger RNA of Lactuca virosa, 1866 nucleotides long. The record is from the annotation of a GenBank genome assembly. Lineage: Eukaryota; Viridiplantae; Streptophyta; Magnoliopsida; Asterales; Asteraceae.